AUGUCGUCGACAGACUAUAACUAUGACGAGCAGACCCGUCAAAGGUUCGUCAGUCUCGCUCCGGAGCUGCUUGGACUUGAGAACUCCGCCCCUCGAAUCAAGUCUGAUUUCAAGCCACAACAUGACGAUAUCAUACAGAACCAGAAGCAGAAACUUCUGCGGAAAGAGCGCCGCAUCAAGAGAAUUAUUACCGUGAUCGUUGGGUAUGCGGUCAUGGCGUGGAUGGUAUACCUGAUCAUCGUCACCGCAAGAUCAGUGCCCAAGAUCUGGGACCCUUAUGAAAUCCUUGGAAUUUCGAGGAGUGCCGAUGAGAGAGCUAUCAGCAAACACUACAAACGACUCUCGGUCAAAUUUCAUCCAGACAAGAUCAAGCCUGACCCUGCCAAAAAUGAAACUAUCGAGAUGCUCAACGACCACUUCGUUGAGCUCACAAAGGCGUACAAGACCCUUACCGAUGAGGAAAUUAGAAACAACUACAUCCAAUUCGGCCAUCCUGACGGAAAGCAGAGUUUUAGUAUCGGCAUCGCCCUGCCCAAGUUCAUUGUUACCGAAGGCAACGGAAAGUUCGUUCUCCUACUCUACGGGAUCCUUUUUGGUGUUCUCCUACCGUAUACUGUUGGAAAGUGGUGGUAUGGUAACCAGCGUUAUACCAAGGAUAAUGUCCUUGUCGCCAGCUCUGGAAGCCUUUUCCGAGAGUAUCAGCCAGGCAUUUCUGGCGGUGAUAUGAUAAGUAUCGUGAGCGUAGGAGACGAAUACGUGGACAUGCUAAAGGAUGACCAAGCGCAUUCUGGCUUAGCAAAGAUUGAGAAGAAGGUUCUCGAUCUAAUGGACCUGUCGCCCAAGGAUAAGCUUGCUUUGAGCAGAUUAGACAAUGAGAAGAGAAGAAAGGCUCUCGCGUUGCUAUGGGCCUAUCUCGGAAGAAUCGACCUUGACGACAACGCUCUCAACAACGAAAAGUUUCAAGUCGCACUCCCAGCCGUCACCCUCAAUAAUGCCUUCACUACCAUCGCUUUAACGUUCGGAAACCUACAGCCCAUCAUGACAUCACUCUACACAUCCCAGAACCUCAUCCAAGCUAUUCCUCCAAAGUCCUCUCCGCUCCUCCAGCUCCCCUACUUUAACGCCGACGUUGUCCGAUCUGUAGAAGGCGAACAUUCCAAAACCCAUUUGACCAUUCAGCAGUUCAUGAGAUUGCCAGAAGCGAAGCGACGAAACCUGUCCAUUGGCGGCGGCCUCUUGACAGAAUCACAAUACCAGACUGCAAUAUCAGUAGCAAGGAGAAUACCAGCCUUGCAACUGUGCAAGGCCGUCCUCAGAGUUCCAGGGGAAAGGGUUAUCACACCAAGCAGCUUGGUUCAACUCGUGGUAAAAGCCCGCUUUGUCCCGCCAGGCUGUGAAUAUGUACCGCCCGUCAAGGAGUCAGAUCUCGAGAUUGAAGAUAUCGACGAAGACGCUCUAGCAGAUGCCCAGACAGGGAAUGCCACCCCCGACCCGAAAGAAAAGGAAAAGAAAUCCCGAAUGGAAAUGGAAGACGAGCCCGAGAUUCAGCCUCCGCUCGCCCAUGCCCCUUACUUUGCUCGCGACCACUCUCCCAGAUGGCACAUCUUCCUCGCAGACGUCAAGCAGGACCGUAUGGCCGUCCCCCCAUUCACGUUCACGAAAUUCAACAAACCUAUCUUUGACGAGGAGGGUAAACCAACCUUUAAUGUGCAGACAAUGAAAAUGCAGUUCCAGGCCCCUCCACAGGUGGGCAACUUCCCAUUCGUCCUCAACAUUGUUUGUGAUAGUUAUAUCGGAUUCGACGAAGAGCAAGCGAUUACCCUUCAGGUUGAGGAUUUGGAGAAAGCUGCAGCUGUAGCUGAUGAAGAUGAUAUCAGUGAGCCUGACGAAGAUUCCAUUGCGGGACAAAUGCAAGCUUUGAAAACCGGCCAAGCUCCAUCCAAGAAGAAGCGUGUCGUCGAAUCCAGUGAAGAUGAUGAAAGUGACACCGAUGGCGACCUGGCAGACGAUACCAGCGAAACUGACACCGACACCGACACCGAUGGAGAAUAG
Messenger RNA from Microsporum canis CBS 113480, 2052 nucleotides. Its product is annotated as translocation protein. NCBI's taxonomy places the organism in Eukaryota, Fungi, Ascomycota, Eurotiomycetes, Onygenales, Arthrodermataceae. Gene Ontology annotation, cellular component: Sec62/Sec63 complex. Gene Ontology annotation, molecular function: transmembrane protein transporter activity; RNA binding. The record is from RefSeq and is a predicted model, not a curated record. The transcript is spliced from 6 exons. Bases 1 to 2052 code for a protein of 683 amino acids. Gene Ontology annotation, biological process: post-translational protein targeting to endoplasmic reticulum membrane; SRP-dependent cotranslational protein targeting to membrane.